CUCUUACCUCACAGAGGUAGCUCCUCCGCCGGCAGCAACUCGGAGCCCGCGGUCCAUGGACCGGAACCUCGGGCCGACGGGCAGGAACCCCGGCCGCGAUCGCCGCCUCCCCGCCCAAGGCUCCUCCUCCUCGCUCCCCACCGCCUCCUCCGGACGCCCGAAGGCCCCGCACCCCAGCCGCCGGGCUCGCGGAGCUACCCCGGGAAGCUGGGUGGCGGGUUCGCGGCUACCGCCGGACUGAGGCCUACUCCGCCGCCUAUCAGUGCUAUUGUCCCUGGCCUGGUCCUAACUGGGUCUACUGGGGAGGGCCAAGUGUGCCGGCUUCAAAGAAGAUGCCGGACCAAGCCCUACAGCAGAUGCUGGACAGAAGUUGCUGGGUGUGUUUUGCCACUGAUGAAGAUGAUAGAACAGCUGAAUGGGUGAGACCAUGCAGGUGCAGAGGAUCUACAAAAUGGGUUCACCAGGCUUGUCUACAACGCUGGGUAGAUGAAAAACAAAGAGGAAACAGUACAGCCAGAGUGGCAUGUCCUCAGUGCAAUGCUGAAUACUUAAUAGUUUUUCCAAAGUUGGGUCCAGUUGUUUACGUCUUGGAUCUUGCAGAUAGACUGAUCUCAAAAGCCUGCCCAUUUGCUGCAGCGGGAAUAAUGGUUGGCUCUAUCUAUUGGACAGCUGUGACUUAUGGAGCAGUGACAGUGAUGCAGGUGGUAGGCCAUAAAGAAGGUCUGGAUGUUAUGGAAAGAGCUGAUCCUUUAUUUCUUUUAAUUGGACUUCCUACUAUUCCUGUCAUGCUGAUAUUAGGCAAGAUGAUUCGCUGGGAGGACUACGUGCUUAGACUAUGGCGCAAAUACUCAAAUAAACUACAAAUUUUGAAUAGUAUAUUUCCAGGGAUUGGUUGUCCUGUUCCUCGAAUUCCAGCUGAGGCUAAUCCUUUAGCAGAUCAUGUCUCUGCUACCCGAAUUUUGUGUGGAGCCCUUGUCUUUCCUACUAUUGCAACAAUAGUUGGUAAAUUGAUGUUCAGUAGUGUUAACUCUAAUUUACAAAGGACAAUCUUGGGUGGAAUUGCUUUUGUUGCCAUAAAAGGAGCAUUUAAAGUUUACUUCAAACAACAGCAAUAUUUACGCCAGGCACACCGCAAAAUUCUAAAUUAUCCAGAGCAAGAAGAAGCAUAAAACUGUGACUUCCUGUUCUUUAGUCUUCUCAUCCUUAUGAAUCUGUUGUCUUGUUUUGAUUCCAUCAUUAAUGCACUUGUGGAGACUUGUGAUAAGCUGCUGCUCCUAUAUUUUUAAAGAAAUAUAAUAAAGCACUUAGGGCAGGGGAAAUCGUCUCAGUAAUCACGGAACCUAAGGAUGUGAUUUGUUUUCAUUGUUUUGUAUGUACUACUUUUAUGGCAGCCAUCUGAACCAUUAUCUUAGCAUGGUAAACCUGGAUUUUGUUCAUGUUUCCUCCAGACAGAAAUGUAAAGAUCAAACUGUGCAAAUAUUAAAAAAAUGCACAUGCUGUUUUAUUCAAAUGCCUCUUUUGUUCAUGUUCAGUGUUUUCUUAGCAUCAGCAACUCAAGGUACUGUGAGGAUUUUUCUCACUGGCAUAAUUUGAUUACAUAUGCUCCUAAACAGGAGCAUAUGUUAAUAUAAGGAAAUGUAAACUAAUUGGUUAUAAAUGAAUAACAAACCAAAAAUGUGUGUAAACAUUCAAGUGAUUACCCGAACAAAUGAGAUUUUAUUGUGUUUUCCUUAAACCAUGUGAUGUCCUCCAAAAUGUGUAGGGUGAAAAUUCACAGGGCUUCCAGAUCACUUUUUCACUAUUAAAUUUUACUUAUAUAAUGUUGACAUCUCAUAGUUCAUAACAUAAUUUUGGCUAAUGCAGUCUUGAUUAGAGUGUGUGUGUGUGUGUGUGUGUCAGUCUCAUCAGGUCCUUCCAUCUCUAGGGUUUUUUAAUCCAUAUUUCUAGAAGUUAGAGCUGCCAGUUUAUAGUAGUAUGAACAGAGAAACAUUUGCAAAAAAAUAAAUCAAUAAAGUUAUUUUACUCUCCUCUUCACUGAUUCAGUUAUUCAGAUAUUUGUUGAUCACCUCCUAUCUGCCCAGGCACUGUGCAGAGUGCUAUGGGAUACAGUGGUGAACAAGACAGACUUGGCCCCAGCUCUUACAGAGUUUAUAGUCUAGUUUCAGCAGAUAGAAAACCAGCAGUGAAUAAACCAAGGUGAGGCCUUGAGGUUUUUGUUUUUAUAUCAGUCAGUGAGGAGAAAAUUAUGAAAACAAGAAGUCUUGAGUAAAUAUUGAAGUCAUUUUUAGCUUAAGUCAGAUUAUAGAAAACCAAUACUAAUAUUUUUAGAUUUUAAUUGCUUGUCAUAUUGAUGAGGCUAGCACCUUAAUCACUGUUUAACUAGUUUUGUAUACAUUUUUCAAAAGCAAUUAUUUAUUUUAAGCCAUUAUUAAUAGAGUGGCCAUUUUAACGUUCAGCAAUCCAAAUGGUCUUGCAGUUAUUUUCUUUAAAAAUAAAAAGAUAUUCCCAAAAACCCUAUUUAUUUUCUUGUUCACAGUAUCUAAUGCAUGACAACAGUAAAUGUUUCCCUCCACUGAUAAGUGGCCACUUUAGGAUUGUAGCAAAUACAGAUUGAGCUAUGUUAGAUUGCAACAAUGUAUGUUAACUUCAGUUAAUUAAAGACUGGUACCUUUCUAUUAAUAUAUUAUGAAUGUCUUAAUUUUGAGUUAUAACGUUUAUGUGAAUAGCUGUUGAACAUUCAAAGUUGUGUUAUUCGGGGAGAAAGGGAAGAUGUAACUGACAGCCUUUUUAAGAACACUGCUAUAGUUCUGAAGGAGAAAUAUAAAGUAUGAUUAUAUAUAAAAAUAACUUAGAUUAUAUAGCUAUAAUUAUAAAAUAUAUUGGCUUUUCUUUAAUGUUUAAUGUGAAAAGAUAUAUUAAAUAGACAUUUCCUGCAUCAUUUUUGUCAUAUAGAACAGCUUUUAGACAGCCUUUACUAAGUUAUGCAAGCAUACAGUUCCGUAUUUACUACUUUAAAUGCCCAAGAUGGGGAGUAGCUGCCUGGGUUUACUGGCAUCAGGUCUCAUGAGGGCUGGGGAGAGGGAGGGAUUUCUAGAGCUGUGGGGGAGGGAACUGCAAGUGCCUGGGGACCAGAGUGGCCUCUAGCCCUAGAAUUGAACACUUUUAAAUCUAAAGAGCCUUAGCUCAAGAAACACCAUGUGCCAGUCUUUCCAGGAAGGUGGUCUGCCCGUGAAGCAAUGAAAGCACAGGCAGACUUAAAGUUGGAUGGACCUGGGUUCCAAUUGUAGUUCAGCUUUUAAUAAUAACUCUACAUAUGACCUUGGCCAAGUGACUUAACUUUCCCUCAGCUACAAUUUUCUUCAUCUCUGAAAUGCAGAUAAUAACACUGAAGACUAUUUCUAGGAUUAACUGAGAAAUGAAAGGAACAGAGGCACUUUAGGCCCAAAAUGGCCUCUGUAGAGCAAUAGUUGUUUCUUACUCGCUAGUCUGUUUGUACUCUGGGAAAAGUGAAUGAAGAGGUAAAAGAAAGGAAUUUAGGGGACAAAUUAAAGAGAUGAUGUAGACUUGGGGUGGGUGGGUAUAUUUUGUUUUCCAGUUUAUUUUCAUAUUGCUCUACUGUGUUAUUUCUAGAAACGUUAAUGUUUUAAGCCUCUUUUAUAAAAUUCAAUGAUGACUAGUAGAAUUCUGUUCUUUGCAGAAGUUAACUUAUCUCCAUUCAAAGUGGCUGAAAAUAUUGUUUAUCAUUACAUGAUUAUCAAAUGACUGUGAAGAAUAUAAAAUUAAACUAGUGACUUAAUUAGUCACUGCCUUGCUAACUCUGCUGUGAUUUUUUGAAACGUCUUGUUUUUAAUAUAGCAGACUAUCUCAAUACUGGGUGGAUUAGGUUGAAUAAAGAAUUUUUAUGUUC
Messenger RNA from Microcebus murinus (gray mouse lemur), 3907 nucleotides. It is a transcript of the gene MARCHF5, whose product is annotated as membrane associated ring-CH-type finger 5. Gene Ontology annotation, molecular function: zinc ion binding. Lineage: Eukaryota; Metazoa; Chordata; Mammalia; Primates; Cheirogaleidae. The record is from RefSeq and is a predicted model, not a curated record.